Molecule: messenger RNA, 1364 nt
Organism: Poecile atricapillus (Black-capped chickadee)
Lineage: Eukaryota; Metazoa; Chordata; Aves; Passeriformes; Paridae
Gene: PDCD10
Product: programmed cell death 10
Exons: 8
Coding region: 323-961 (212 amino acids)
Biological process (GO): regulation of Golgi organization; positive regulation of MAP kinase activity
Cellular component (GO): FAR/SIP/STRIPAK complex; Golgi apparatus
Molecular function (GO): protein kinase binding
Source: RefSeq, a predicted model, not a curated record
GGGGCUUGUGGUCGCGGAGGGUGGACUACGAGCCCCAGGGCCCCGCGCGCGGUUCCGGACAACGCCUGGUGUGUGGUAACACCGCGGAUCUUCCUCCUCCUCCUCCUCCUCCUCCUGCUCCUCCUGCUCCUCGCGGGCGCUUCCGGCGCGGCGGCGGAGGCGAAGCCCCUCGGGAGCAGCGGGGGCUCGGCGGGCUGGGGCAGGACAACAGAUUUUCCAAGUUCUUCAAGUAUUCUUGCACAACGAGGAAAAAGAAGAGACAUUCCAGUGAAUGAGGAGUUUUUUGCUUCUAUAGUGUUUUCCUUGAGAAGUGGCUCUUUGAAUGAGGAUGACAAUGGAAGAGAUGAAGAAUGAAGCAGAGACCACUUCUAUGGUUUCCAUGCCUCUCUAUGCUGUCAUGUACCCUGUCUUUAAUGAGCUAGAAAGAGUAAAUCUGUCUGCAGCUCAGACACUGAGAGCAGCAUUUAUUAAGGCUGAAAAAGAAAAUCCAGGUCUUACACAGGACAUCAUCAUGAAAAUUCUGGAGAAAAAAAGUGUGGAUGUGAAUUUCACAGAGUCUCUUCUGCGUAUGGCAGCUGAUGAUGUAGAAGAGUAUAUGAUUGAAAGACCUGAACCUGAAUUCCAAGAUCUUAAUGAAAAGGCACGAGCACUUAAACAGAUUCUUAGCAAGAUUCCAGAUGAGAUCAAUGACAGAGUGAGGUUUCUUCAGACAAUCAAGGACAUUGCAAGUGCAAUAAAGGAGCUUCUUGACACAGUAAAUAAUGUCUUCAAGAAAUACCAGUACCAGAACCGGCGGGCACUUGAGCACCAAAAGAAAGAGUUUGUAAAAUACUCCAAAAGUUUCAGUGAUACUCUGAAAACCUAUUUUAAAGAUGGAAAGGCAAUAAAUGUGUUCAUAAGUGCCAACCGACUAAUUCAUCAAACCAACUUGAUACUCCAGACCUUCAAAACUGUGGCCUGAAAACUGUAUAUGUUGAGAGUUGUACUUUUCAAUGGUGGAUAGGGUACCUUUAUAUGUAAAUUUUAAAGUUUUGACUGUAUAAAUUAUCAGCCCCUCUCGAGGGGCCUAAUGCAGGAUUUUGAAUGGGAUUAUUGCCAUCUUACACCAUAUUUUUGUAAAACAUUGUAGCUUAAUCAUAAUCUCACAAGAAAGAUUUUGCAUCACUUUUUGCUAUUAUCAUUCUUUUCAGAAUUAUAAGCCAAAAGAAUUUACGCCUUAAUGUGUCAUUAUGUAACAUUCCUUACAAGAAUUGUAAAUAUUUGGUGUUCUGUUUCUGACAUUUUAACUUGAAAGCGGAAAACUGCAAGAUUAUGUAUUUAACAAUAUUGGUGGCAAAUAUUCAAUAAAUAGUUUACAUCUGUUA